Sardina pilchardus (European sardine) is the source of this 2457-nucleotide messenger RNA. Its product is annotated as ectonucleotide pyrophosphatase/phosphodiesterase family member 3. The record is from RefSeq and is a predicted model, not a curated record. Bases 1 to 2361 code for a protein of 786 amino acids. The transcript has 23 exons. Lineage: Eukaryota; Metazoa; Chordata; Actinopteri; Clupeiformes; Clupeidae. Gene Ontology annotation, biological process: nucleoside triphosphate catabolic process. Gene Ontology annotation, molecular function: nucleoside triphosphate diphosphatase activity; metal ion binding; nucleic acid binding.
AUGUCCUCUGUUGAUGUGGAGCGGUGGGAAUGCACUAACCUACGGUGCGGCGAGAAGAGGCUGGAAGGGAGUAAUUGCCACUGCACUGCUGACUGCAUGAGUGCAGGAGAUUGCUGCACCAACUUCCAAAGUGUCUGCCAUGGUGAAACAACAUGGGUGGAGGAUGAGUGUCCAGACACGACCCAGCCGGCCACUUGCCCUGCAGGCUUCAAAAAGCAGCCACUCCUUCUUAUUUCCUUAGAUGGGCUGAGAGCAGAAUAUCUCCAAACUUGGGCAUCCCUUAUUCCGGUUCUGGAUAAAAUGAAAAAGUGUGGUGUCUCGGCACCAUACAUGCAGGCUGUGUUUCCUAGCAAGACCUUCCCCAAUCAUUACACCAUUGCCACAGGUCUGUAUGCGGAGUCCCAUGGUCUGGUGGACAACAGCAUGUAUGACCCUGUGUUUAAUGCAUCAUUCAGCUUGUCUAACUCUGAGAAAGACAACCCUAGAUGGUACCACGGGCAGCCGAUUUGGCAUACAGCCAUGUAUCAAGGACUCAAAGCUGGAACAUUCUUUUGGCCUGGUUCUGAUGUCAAAAUUAAUGGAAGUUAUCCAGACAUAUAUGUACCAUAUGACGGUAAAGUGCCUUUUGAGAAAAGAGUCUUUACUGUCCUGGAGUGGUUGCGUCUACCAGAACAUGAAAGGCCAGAUUUCUACACCCUGUACCUGGAGGAGCCUGACAAAUCAGGACACAGCUAUGGUCCGGUCAGUGGAGGGAUUAUCGAAGCCAUCCAAGGGGUAGACAAGAUCAUCGGCCAACUGAUGGAUGGCCUGAAAAUGCUGAAAUUGACACAGUGUAUCAACAUCAUUGUCCUAGCUGACCACGGAAUGGAGGAAAUAAGCUGUUCCAGAAAAGAAGUGCUGGAAGACAUGAUUGGAGAUGUCAGUAACCUUUAUGUCAGUGAGGGCCCAUUUGGGAGAAUUAGACCAAGGAACCAAGACCAGCCUUUGGACUCUGCCGGCCUUGUGACCAACAUGACGUGCAGGAGUCCCAGUCAGAAGAUAAAGCCAUAUCUGAAGGCUCACCUGCCCAAGCGCUUUCACUUUGCUAACAGCAGGCGUAUCGAGGAUGUCGCUGUGAUGGUUGAACCUAAGUGGCUUUUUGAGAGGAAACCAGGGUCCCUGACCUUUUGUGCUGGUGGUACUCAUGGAUAUGACAACGAUGUUUACAGCAUGCACGCCAUGUUUCUCAGUUACGGUCCCAAGUUCCUCUCCCAAACAGAGGUGGAACCAUUCUCCAAUGUCGAGGUGUACAACCUCAUGUGUGACGUGUUGGAAAUCUCACCAGCAAUUAACAACGGCACUCACGGUAGCAUGAACCAUCUCCUCCGGAAGCCCUGGUACAGCCCGCAACAUCCAGUGGAGCCGGUCGGCCCUGGUCAGUGCCCGCUCCUGGCCCUCAAUCCCGGUGAUGAACUUGGCUGUGAAUGUCCUGCUCUGGGUAGGCCUACAUCCGACCUCAACUCACGCUUGAAUCUGACAGCAAGUGAGGUGUCAGCCACAGAGAAGCAGCACAUACCCUUUGGGAGGCCAAGAUUACUGCAGUCCGGGGCAGACUACUGCCUUCUCCACCACCAGGGCUUCGUUAGCGGUUACAGUAAAGCCAGUCUGAUGCCUGCGUGGAGCUCAUUCACAGUGGAGAAACCCGCAAGCGAAGACCCUCUUCCAGAGGUCAUAGAAAACUGCUUCAGAGCCGAUGUAAGACUAGCGGCAGACCAGAGUGCCCGAUGUAAUGAGUAUGCUGCUGCUGGCAAUAUCACCUCUGCAUUCCUCUACCCACCCAAUCUGAACCAGUCUGCUGACGAACAGUACGAUGCGUUGACCAUGAGCAAUGUGGUGCCCAUGUAUCAGCAGUUCAAAAGAAUUUGGGACUACUUCCAGUUUGUCUUGCUGAACAAGUAUGCAUUGCAGUACAAUGGCGUGAACGUAGUUGCUGGACCUGUGUUUGAUUAUAAUUAUGAUGGGCUAUAUGACUCGGCUGACCAAAUCCAACAACAUGUCUCAGGUAAACGGAUCCCUGUCCCGACACAUUACUUUGUGGUUCUAACAAGCUGCAAGAACUCCACUGUGCCAGUGAUGAGCUGUCAAGGGGAACUCCAGACGGUCUCAUUUCUGGUGCCUCACCGGCCAGACAACUCAGAGUCCUGCAGUAGCUCACUGCCUGAAUCCCAGUGGGUGGAGGACUUGAUGUGGUACCAUCAAUCACGGGUGAGAGAUGUAGAGCUGAUCACUGGACUAGAUUUCUACCAGGAGAGUAGCCGGCCAAUCCCAGAGCUCCUACAAGUGAAGGCCCGCCCCACUGCAGCUAUUCACAGGAAGAUCUAAAGACAAACGCGCACAUACUCACAUACAAUAAUUUCAUCUGUGUUAGCUGCAUUGUGUAUAAGCAGCAGGACAAUGUUGUAUGCAAGUCAAAAGAAG